AUGUCUGCACCAACUGUUCUCGAUUAUGCCCGUUUCCAUAGCCUGGCUAUCGACCACACUUCAGUAGAUAUCCUAGAGAACAUUUCCCAACUACCACUCCGAGCCAUUGAGGAUAGCCAACAGCUGCCAGACCCAGAUUUCUCAGUUUUUGCUGACAACAUCGCAGAGCCGAAGUUCCAGCUCACCCGCCAUGCAGGCAGCUUGUUGGCUCAGAGCAUCGAAGAUCCUCGCUCUGUCGUGAAUUGGAGGAACUUCCUGCCGGAACGGCACCGUGUACGAAACUUGAAACUUGAAAAACCAUUGCUUGCAGGGGACCACGAGGCAGAUGUGCACCGUUUCAAACGUGAUGCAGCGAGCCACAUCGACCCCGAACACCUCUUUGAGACUUGUUCUCUGAUCAGUUCAGUGUCAGGACAGGACUUCGAGGAUGAGUGGAACGACAUCGAAUCUGGUCAGGCUCUGAGAGAUGUCGAACAAAUGCUGGAAGAUGAGAAAUGCCAUACUACGAAAGAGGCGCUGGUGCAUUUGUCCGCCUCGCUGAAGGACACUUUGAGCGCGGGCACAAAGGCCACAAUAUUCGACAGCCUUGUCCCUGUGAAACCACGACCGAGAUCUCUCACACCCUUGUUGAUGCCAGAGUCGCCAGUGCCGCAAGCCCCGUCUUCUCCCGACCUAGACUUCCCUCUACGAUCGGAAGAAGACAUUGAUCUUGACAGUCUUUUGCUUCAGCUUGAGAGGGAGAUGCAAGAGCAAGACCAGAUACCAUCCGAAGGAGUCGACGAAGCGGGUACAACGGUAGCCAAACAAGUGCUUGAAGAGAUUCAGAACGCGACGCAACUGGAGGUCGAAGCGGAGCUGCGAAUGGAAGCGGUCUGUGCAUCACUCGAUGAGCGUCGGCAGGAGAGAAAAGACCUCAAAAGUCUGCAGCUUGAUGUGCCAAUGCUCUCAUCCACUUCGCAAUCCGAGCAAUCAAGCGAACAAGAAGAUGAAUUGCCAUCCCCCGUGGACCAUAAACGAGCUCCUUUGGCCCCAGCCUCUACAGUCACUGCACCAAAUAACCCCAGCGUCGAGAUUAAACUGGAUGCAAUAACAACAGGAUGUGCAGUCAGCAACGGGAACCAACCUUCCCUCGAAGAGGUGCUGUCCUCUACAAUGAUGACGUCUGAAGAGGAUGGUUUUAAUGCGAUAGAAGGUGAUCUGGAUGAAGAGCUGAUCAAAUUCGUCAAGAAUGCAGAGAAAGAGAUAGAUGCUCGCUUGAGAGGUGACAAGAUUAGCAUACCAGAGAAGUGCUUGAAACAACCAGUGCCUCCACUGGAACCUUUCUUUGCCCGAUCUGCGCGUGACUUACAAGAGGUCGAGCUUCUCAUGCGCAAAUUUGAUGAGAUGUUCAUGGUGACCCCGAGUAUGGGACACUUGCAGACUGACAUGAAGCUCAAUUGGUCUCCCUUCCCGCCCGGAUUCACAAAGCUGGACCUUGCCGACAAUAUCGAGGAUGAUGGCAGUCUUUGCAGACUGGUGAAUCUACCGCAAGGAGUUACCAGGAGCGAGCAACUGCUUUGGAAACCACCUGGUCUACGCAUCCUUGACACAGAUGACGAGAGUGACAGCGAAAUAGAAGAGGACCUUUCCUUGCACGAAGACAUAUCCAAACUGGUCGAGCCCAUCGUUCCAGGGAAGAGACUCAAUCUUGAGUCAGACUCCAGCCAGGAGAUGGCAUCCAAGAAGUCUUGCACGUUGUAUCCCAGUAACGUCCAGAAUUUGGUGCCAAACAAGACCGCCCGUGCAUUGAACGGUUUCUCAACCUCCAAUGCGUUGGAAGCAUACCUUGACCUACGAGGGGCCAAGUUCAAGAGAGCUGCACCACCGCAACCACCUUCGGCAAACGAACUCGCAGACGAUCCAAUCCAGGCGACCCAAUCUGAAGAAGGGAAUCGUCCCAAUUUGGUUCGCGAUUUGCUCUCCCAGCCAUCAGAACCAAUGACCGGGAUGAACCCAUGCACCGUCCAGGUACCGUCAACCCCGAUCAAAACUGCACACACCAGUGGCAACGACGAUCUCCACCGCCUCAUGGAGCCGAAAUGGCCAAGAACAAUUUUGGUUGAGACAGCCACUCUCGGGAGAUAUCGUUCGCUUGUCAGUUUUCUGGAGGUAAAUGGAGGCGACCGACUUAACAUGGUAUACCGGGAAAUGACCAGACCCGACCGCAGUGCGCCUCAUUCUGCGUCCCCCGACAUCAUUUUGAAUCCGAGAACGGCCAUCGUGUUCACGAAUUUACAGGCUUUGCACCAGAAAAGCCUUCCCGGACAAGGGGUACAAGCAGGUCAAGGCAUAGUUCAGAGCAGAGUCCUGAGGCUCGCACAUGACUAUACGCAACUGUUCAUUAUGGUAGCCAUGAAUGGUGUUGAGGAUAGCUUGCUGCCGCCACAAAUUGACACAAUUACUACUUUUGCAGGUUUUUGUGCAAAUAUUUCUAGCCGCCACGGCCUCCGCGUGCAACCCCUCUGGGUCUCGUCAAGAUACGGACCUCAAUCAGUCGAGACGGCUCUUUGCAGGCUGACCUGGAACGUGGUUUGCUGUCACGGAUUUCCGGAUACCGACCCGUCCCAGUCCCUGCACCCGAGAGUAGAAACAGCAAACCUCAUCAACGAAGAGACUCUCUGGGAGAAAUUCCUAAGAAAAGCCGGACUCAAUCCUAUGGCAGCCCAGGUUGUCCUUGGAAGAUUGAGGAAAGCUGGCCCACUUCAAAACACACUUGACCAGAGUUGGGGACUGAGGAGGUUCGUGGAGAUGCUUCCUGACGAGCGCAUGGACAUGUUUGCCGAGACACUAGGGCGAAGAGCACUCGGGAGGAUUAAUGCCGUACUUGAGAAAAAUUGGGGCUGGAGAUGA
Molecule: messenger RNA, 2889 nt
Organism: Fonsecaea erecta
Lineage: Eukaryota; Fungi; Ascomycota; Eurotiomycetes; Chaetothyriales; Herpotrichiellaceae
Exons: 2
Coding region: 1-2889 (962 amino acids)
Source: RefSeq, a predicted model, not a curated record